Messenger RNA from Prorocentrum cordatum, 841 nucleotides. The record is from the annotation of a GenBank genome assembly. NCBI's taxonomy places the organism in Eukaryota, Dinophyceae, Prorocentrales, Prorocentraceae.
AUGGUUCCUGCGCCUCCUCCGUGGCAGGCUCCCCGCGGCGCCUGGGCUUUUCGCUCUCCUGCUGUGUUCGAGCCUCCUCGUUGGAAGUCUGAGCAUGGGGGCAAGGGCAAGUCUGGCGGGAGUGGGCAGCAGCAGCAGUCGCAACCUUCCUUCGAUGCUGAGCAGGCGCAGGUUUGGUUGGAGAUGUCCACAGCUCAGUUCGAUGCGGCCGCAGCUGUUCUCUCUCAGUCGGCUCGGGACAAGCUCAAGCACUUGCGUUGGAAGCGUGAGAACGGAUUCGAAGGUUUGGUGUCUGUCAAAGAGGCCAAAAACGUGCAGCAGGCGAUCGAUAGCAAGGCGGCCGAACUGCAGCGGGCUCGUUCUUCUUUCGACAAGGCGAAGAUUGCGGUGCAGAAGGCCACGGAACAAUAUGUGUCCUCCAGAGCCCAGCUGGGCAAACUGGAGGCCGAGCUCAAGCAGAUGGUUGAGGAUGCCAAGGCGAAGGCCGCUCGUGCUCCGCAGCCGCCUGCAGCGGAGUCAGCGGUGUCGGCGGCAUCGCAUGUGGCCAAGGUGCUCAAUGGGCACCCUGGCUGGCAGCAGCAGGUCGGCACAGCGCUGGCGGAGCCGCUCACGGCGCUGCUGCAGGCGCUCACUGCUCAUCGUGAGUGUGAAGGAGCUGGUGGGGUCAUCGACCUCAGCGGGGAGCACGUGCCUGUUCCCGUGGAGUUGGCGCGGGCCAGCGGCCUGUCGGACGACGAGUGGGACAGCCUGGUCAACGGACUGUCACCUGACUUCCCGAUCCCGGACGCCGACAAGAAGAGGCUCAUUCAAGAGCUCCGUGAGGAGGCCAGCAAGAAGCUUC